AUGGCCAAGAAACCUCGUAACAUUACUAUUCAAGCCCCAAAGUCGAGUGAGCCUGCGAGUCCGACUUCAGCUUCACAAACUGACGAGACCGUAAUUGGAACCCCGACAUCUCCGCUGCCAUUUACAUCAGGACCAUGGGAUGAAGAAAAAGACGCAUCUAAAGACUUGAAUAAGCCCCUGCCAGGAUGGCCACUUGUGUCCAACUUGAUUGCGCAAUACCCAGAUCUCGAGGCGUUCAAAGCCUUCCGCGACCUUAACAUCAAAAGUCUGCUCUAUUAUCAAGCAGAGUUGGAGAACCUACGCAAGAAGCUACACCAGGCAGAAUAUAAUGAGCAUCGCCAGGGUGAGCAAGAGGGCAUAACGAAAGCUUCGAUGAUGGCUAUGAACUUGGACUACUAUCUUAUACAUGCUAGAAUGGAAGAAAGCAAGUGCAAAUCUAAGCAAGUGAAGAUUAUGAAGCAGAUCAGAGUCGUUUUGAAAGAAUAUAACGAUGCGUUAUUACAAUAUUCCCAAAUUACAGCGCUACCGAGGGCGGAUCCAUACAAUGUAGAGACUCUCAGGGUAUGGCUCAAGAGAGUAGGUAAAAACUGUAUAAGUGGGGAUGCAGCACGUAUAUGGGGUAAUUAUACAGAGAACAUAGGCGAGGCAAAGGCUUUGAGAUGGCAGUUCAUCGGUCUUAUGCGCAGUAUUUUUUGGCCACCAGCUUCUAAGCCUGACAAUCUCGAUCUUAUUGUACCUCGGCAAGGUCAUACGGUUGACGGUCUAACUACGUGGGUUGCUAAUGAGUUUGUACCGUUUUGGCACAGCGUAAAACAAGCAGUACGGCAAAAGAUGGUGAAGACUGCAUCUGAGGGAAACGGGCUGCCUACUACUGAGAACAAGAGCCAUGCAUUUUCAGAAAAAAUAGAAAGUUCAACAAGCUCCCGCUUUUGGUUUUAUCGCAGGAAAUCUAUCUUUAGCACAGCAGAAGGAGACCAAAAGUCAAAAGAUAGGACAGGGCUUACUGUUUACUCUGAAGCACGCAUGUUACGUUUCACCUCAGCUGUGGCCACGGUCAUUGCGUGCCUGUUACCCACCGUCGCCAUCGCAGUACUUUCAAGUCUUGAAUCUACGAGAGAGCUACUUGGAGUUAUCGCAGCAUUUACGGCAAUCUUUGCGAUGGGACUUAUGUUUUUGACUGAUGCCAGUACAUCGAGGGUUGAGAUAUUUACCGCGACCGCCGCCUUUUCCGCCGUCAUGGUAGUAUUUGUGCAAAAUCAAAAUGUCUAUAUUGGCGCGUCUCCAAACACUCCUGGAAAUCAAGUAACGAACGGGACAAAUUCAACGAGUUGA
Botrytis deweyae is the source of this 1332-nucleotide messenger RNA. RefSeq lists its product as uncharacterized. NCBI's taxonomy places the organism in Eukaryota, Fungi, Ascomycota, Leotiomycetes, Helotiales, Sclerotiniaceae. The coding region runs from base 1 to 1332 and encodes 443 amino acids. The record is from RefSeq and is a predicted model, not a curated record. The transcript has 3 exons.